ACAUGGCGGACGCCACAACACCAGGCUUGUCAGCCCCACAUCCUGAAAGAUGUGCAUUUUAUGUGGAAAGGAAAAAACGGUUCUGUAAAAUGCAAGUUGGAAGUGGAAGAAGGUUUUGUGGGGAGCACGCACAUGCGGAAAAGGAAAGCAAGAAAAGAAGAAUAUCAUGUCCUCUUGAUCCAAAACAUACUGUAUUUGAAGACCUUUUGGAAAAACAUCUGAAAAAGUGCAACUCUAGAGAGAAGCCCAGACCUGUUUAUUAUGCGCAAGAUAUUAAUGCAGGACCAGUAUGUGAUGAAGGCAGUUCCAGUUGUGAGGUGCCUUUAACGGAUCGCAGUAACACGGAGUUGGACUUGCUUUUGAAAAAAUUGAGGAGUGCAGUGAAAGGAUUAAAAUUGGAACAUCAGGAUAGCAUACAGUCUCACCCUUCUCUCAUUGAAGCUUUGAAUGAUCCAAAUAAUGGUGACUUUGCAUGCAAACACCUCAAGCAGCAGGCAUCCCUUUUAGGAAACAUGGAGGCCUUAAACCUACUUGGACCCAACCAGUGUUUUGUCGAGUUCGGAGCUGGAAAAGGAAAGCUGUCCCACUGGAUACAUGUGGCCUUGAAAGCAAAUGACAAUAUUCAUUUUUUACUUGUUGAGAGAUCAAGUUCUCGUUUCAAGGUUGACGGCAAACACCAAAGUACUGAUGCAAAAUUCCAAAGACUACAAGUCGAUAUUCAACACCUGGAUUUAAGCAAAGUUCCCAUCCUCAGAGAAAAGGGACUUCCAGUGGUUGGCAUGGGUAAACACUUGUGUGGUGCAGCAACAGAUCUGGCUCUAAGAUGUCUGCUGGAGCGAUCAGGAAAAACUCAUCAUGGGAUGGAUGACCAGCCACCCAGAAAAAUGUGUAAAUUUCUGCCUCUACCCAUAGAGGAUUUAGAACCAGAUGACAGAGCUUUGAAUGGCGAGGUCAAAGUAUCUGGAAUAGCCAUUGCCUUAUGCUGCCACCAUCGCUGUGACUGGAGGCACUAUGUGGGAAAGGAGUUCUUCAGAGAGCGAGGAUUAGGUGCUUCAGAAUUUGAUGCUUUCCAGCGCAUGUCAAGUUGGGCUACCUGCGGUAUAAGAAAGGCCAAAGAGAGUCCUAUGCAGCCAUGUCAAAGUGACCAUACUACUGAGAAGUCAACUAAGGGAGAGGAUGGAAACAGCUUGAAGGAAAUCUUAUCAAUUGAGGAUCGUGAACACAUAGGCAGCCUCUGCAAACUGCUAAUUGACCAAGGACGGGUUCACUUUCUGGAGCAAAAAGGAUAUAAAUCCAGUCUGCGCUACUAUACCAGCAAAGAUGUAUCUUUAGAAAAUGUGUUGCUUACUGCAUUACCUACCUUUCCACUGUGAGGUGGCAGCAUGCUUGUGCAAUGACAUAUUUGGCAAUAUGACUAAACAAAUUU
This is a messenger RNA of Osmerus eperlanus (European smelt), 1426 nucleotides long. It is a transcript of the gene trmt13, whose product is annotated as tRNA methyltransferase 13 homolog. Lineage: Eukaryota; Metazoa; Chordata; Actinopteri; Osmeriformes; Osmeridae. The coding region runs from base 3 to 1373 and encodes 456 amino acids. The transcript is spliced from 11 exons. Gene Ontology annotation, biological process: tRNA methylation. The record is from RefSeq and is a predicted model, not a curated record.